Messenger RNA from Chelonus insularis, 3687 nucleotides. It is a transcript of the gene RpI135, whose product is annotated as RNA polymerase I subunit Rpl135. Gene Ontology annotation, molecular function: DNA binding; ribonucleoside binding. Gene Ontology annotation, biological process: DNA-templated transcription. Gene Ontology annotation, cellular component: nucleus; RNA polymerase I complex. NCBI's taxonomy places the organism in Eukaryota, Metazoa, Arthropoda, Insecta, Hymenoptera, Braconidae. The transcript has 2 exons. The coding region runs from base 231 to 3602 and encodes 1123 amino acids. The record is from RefSeq and is a predicted model, not a curated record.
UAUAAAAAAAGCCUUUCAGCUAAAUAAAAGAAACAAGUAGCGACAUUAUGUUGUUAAAGCAUGUACUAAAGAAUGGAAUGAUCUCAAUUACGGUCUGUCAGAAUUCUCUGUAACAUAGGCGAUGAUUUAGAAAAACGCACGUGGAUUUUAAAAUUUCGGAUAUUUGUAAUUUUCUAUUUAUAUAAAUAAUUGUAUAUGUGUGUAAAAAAUUUUUAUAUAAAAUUACAAACAUGUUAAUUGAACCAGUUUUGUCAAAUACAAAAACAGACUUUGGUGUUCCGCCCGAGCAUCCUAAUCCUCUGCUACAGAGACUAGGAUCCCCACAUAUUGAUUCUUUCAAUUACAUGCUGGAUGAAGGUCUUGCAGAGGCUCUAAAAGAUAUAGUUCCGGUACCUCUGACCUUAGCUAAUGAUGAUAAAAUAUUAUUAUGGAUAGAAGAUGCAACAAUUUAUCAACCAACAGUCCCAACAGGUACUAUUGGAGUCAAAUCUCAUAAAAUUUAUCCAACAGAGUGCCGUCAGAGAGCUGCGACUUAUAAGGGUAAACUGAUAAUCAAAAUUGGUUGGUCAAUAAAUGGAAGAUCACAAGAACAACUGGAAAAAGAUCUUGGAGAAAUUCCUAUUAUGAUCAGAUCUAGUCGAUGUCAUCUAAAUAAAAUGAAUCCAAAACUUUUGGUUGCUCAUGGUGAGCAUGAACAGGAAUGGGGAGGAUACUUUAUCAUAAAGGGCCAUGAACGACUUGUAAGAAUGCUAUUGAUGACUAGAAGGAAUUAUCCUAUCGCUAUCCGUCGAUCUGGAUGGAAACAAAGAGGUGAACAAUUUAGUGAUCUCGGUCUUUUACUUCGGUGUGUUCGUGAUGAUAAUACUGCUGUCAAUAAUACUCUUCAUUAUGUUACCAAUGGAACUGCAAAAUUGAUGUUUACUCAUCGAAAAGUACUUUAUUAUGCACCAAUAAUUAUGAUAUUGAAAUGUUUACUCGAUGUGCCUGACAAAUAUAUUUACAACGCUCUUUUAAGAGGAUACGAGGAUAAUUUAUAUUACAAAGGAUGUAUUUUAAAUAUGUUAAGAGCAGUUCAUGAAGAAAAUUUACAUUCUCAUAGUCAAUGCAAAAAUUACAUUGGAAAAAUGUUCAGAAUAAGAUUUCAUGAAUUACCCCAAGAUAUUUCUGAUAUGGAUGUAUGUAAUUUUAUUAUUCAAAAAUGCAUUGCAAUUCAUUUAGAUGAUCAUAAAGAUAAAUUUAAUUUAUUAGUUUUCAUGACUCGCAAAUUGUUUAGUUUGGCAAAUGAAAAAUGUGCUGUAGAAGGAGCAGAUGCUGUAAUGAUGCAAGAAUGUUUACUUGGAGGACAUUUAUAUCUUCAAGUAUUGAAAGAAAAAUUACAAACAUGGUUAACUAGUCUUAAAUAUGCAAUUUUAAAAAGAGCUAAUAAUCAAGGCAACAGGUUUGCAUUAACUGUUCAAGAAUUGUUAACGGCAAUGAAGUAUACAGGAACUUUAGAAAGUCAAAUGGAAAAUUUUUUAGCUACAGGAAAUAUUAAAUCUCCUACUGGACUUGGAUUAAUGCAAAGUUCAGGAUUAACAAUUGUUGCUGAAAAUAUCAACAGAAUGAGAUAUAUGAGUCAUUUCAGAGCAAUUCACAGAGGUUCAUUUUUUCAAGAAAUGCGAACAACUGAAGCCAGACAGCUUCUUCCAGAUGCUUGGGGCUUUGUUUGUCCAGUUCAUACUCCUGAUGGAGCUCCAUGUGGUCUUUUAAAUCAUUUAACAAUGAAUUGUAUUAUUACUAAACAUCCAAAGUUAGAAUUAAAAGCAAAAAUUCCAUCAGUUUUAAUAGAUCUUGGUAUGAUGCCAUUAUCUGUUGCUGAUGAUUGGAAAGAAUCUUACACUGUAUUAAUUGACGGCAAAGUUGUUGGUUUAAUUGAGGAUAAUAUAAUAAUAAAAGUUGUAAAUCAUCUUCGACAAUUGAAAAUUGAAGGGAAAAAAAUCCCAAAUACGACGGAAAUUGUUUUAGUUCCAAAAAAAAAUGUUCCUGCACAAUACCCCGGACUUUACCUUUUUACUGGGCCAACAAGAAUGAUGAGGCCAGUUUUAAACUUGGCAUCAAAUCAAAUAGAAUUAAUAGGAACAUUCGAGCAAGUAUUUUUGGAUAUUUGUAUAGAUCCUUCAGAAGCUCAUGAAUUCACAACUCAUCAAGAAUUGACUAAGACGUCAUUUUUAAGUAAUUUAGCUUGUCUUAUACCUAUGCCUGAUUGUAAUCAAAGUCCUAGGAAUAUGUAUCAAUGUCAAAUGGGUAAACAAACAAUGGGUACUCCUUGUCAUACUUGGCAACUUCAAUCUGAAACUAAAUUAUACCGACUUCAAACACCGACGACUCCACUAUUCCGACCUGUUCACCAUGAUAAUAUAAAUCUCGAUGACUUUGCUAUGGGAACUAAUGCUAUUGUAGCUGUCAUUUCUUAUACAGGAUAUGAUAUGGAAGAUGCCAUGAUUAUAAAUAAAUCUGCAUACGAAAGAGGAUUUGCUCAUGGAAUGGUUUAUAAAUCGGAAUUCGUUGAAUUAAAAAAUUCUAAAAGUUAUUUUAUGCGUAAUCCUGAUAAUCUUACUCUCAUUGAUAAAUUAGAUACUGAUGGUUUACCUUAUCCAGGUGCUAUUAUAAUGACGGGUGAUCCAUACUACUGUAUGUACGAUGCAGAUAAAGGAAGUUAUCAAAUAGGUCAUUUUAAAGGAAAAGAGACUGUUUAUGUUGAUAAUGUUCGUCUUUGUGGAACUCUUAAUAGUAACAUACCUCGCAAAGUAUGUAUUACCUUCCGUGUACCUCGAAAUCCUAGUGUUGGUGAUAAAUUUGCUUCUAGAGCUGGACAAAAAGGGAUAUGUUCUCAAAAAUGGCCAGCUGAAGAUCUUCCUUUUACAGAAACUGGAUUAAUUCCUGAUAUAGUUUUUAAUCCACAUGGAUUUCCCAGUCGUAUGACUAUUGCUAUGAUGAUUGAAGUAAUGGCUGGAAAAUCUGCUGCGAUUCAUGGUCUUGUUCACGACGCAACGCCUUUUAGAUUUAACGAAAAAGAUACAGCAGUAGAUUAUUUCGGAAAGCUACUAGAAAUAGGUGGGUUUAAUUAUUAUGGAACAGAAAAAAUGUAUUCAGGAAUUGAUGGAAGAGAAAUGGAAGCUGAAAUAUUUUUUGGAAUAGUUCAUUAUCAAAGAUUGAGACAUAUGGUAUCUGAUAAGUGGCAAGUGAGAAGUACUGGGCCUAUAGACGUCCUUACAAGACAACCAAUUAAAGGUCGACGAAGAGGUGGAGGUGUAAGAUUUGGUGAAAUGGAACGAGAUUCUUUAAUUUCUCAUGGAUGUGCUUUCUUGCUUCAAGAUAGAUUAUUUCAUUGCUCCGAUAAAACUUCCUCUUUGGUUUGUAAAAAAUGUGGUACUCUUUUAGGUCCAGUUACAGAAUUUAUUCGUCAUAAAAAUCUAGACGCUUUAGAAAAACGGAAACGUUGUCGUUUGUGUAAUAAUGAUGAAAACGUUAGUGAAAUAGACAUUCCAUACAUUUUCCGAUAUCUUGUAACUGAACUUGCAGCAUGUAAUAUUAAUAUAAAACUUGAUUUUACAGAAGCUUAAGAAAUAUCCAAGUUAUUUAAAUUAUUUGUAUUUUUUUAUGUAUUUUAAUUUUUAUUAGAGUAUAUAAUACAUUUUUCGAAUAAUA